GAGGUGAAACAGUUCCACGUUGAGGCUCAAACUCCGGGCGGCAUCCGCGUCCGCCGCUCUUUGUGUGUUUCCAGCCCGACGGUCCCCCAAACGGUGUUUGUUUGUUUUCCACACCGCGAGAAUGACGUUCAGGGUUAAAAAGGUGAACUCCAGCGGGCUGGAGAACGGAAGCGCUCACCGAGACAGCGACAUUUAUUUCCCCUCAUCAAAGUCGGACAGCUGCAGGACCGCAGAUCCAUCGAGCAAGUCCUCGGAGAUUUACAACUACAAGACCCUGGCUUACUCUGGAGGGACCCUGCCGAGGAACUUUAAAAAAGGCGGCGGGCCGCUGAAGUGGAAACCUGUGACGACGUCACCAGAACCGCAGAGGAAGGUGGUGGUUCUCGAGAAAUCUGAUGAGGAGACUUUCGGUUUUGAGAUUCAGACUUACGGCCUCCACCAUCAGGACCAAAACUCGGUGGAGAUGUGCACGUUUGUGUGUAAGGUGCACGACAACAGCCCCGCCCAGCAAGCUGGACUUAAAGUUGGAGACACCAUUGCCAGCGUGAACGAGGCUUCGGUGGAAGGAUUUCUUCACAAAGACAUCGUUCAGCUCAUCAGGGCGUGCGGCAACAGUCUUAGGCUCGACACGGUUUACAGCGACUCCAUCCGAAAAGCCGAGCUGGAGGCCCGCCUGCAGUAUCUGAAGCAAACACUUCAUGAGAAAUGGGAUGAAUAUCGCUCAUUGGUGGUUCAGGAGCAGAGGCUUUUUCAUGGCAUCGUGAUGAGUGAUGCUUCUGUGUACGAGUCCCUGGAGUCAGCAGGUGUGUACGGCAGCCUCGGCACUCCCAGUCCCGGGGUUCAGAGGGCCCUGCGAGGCACCGGCAGCACAAGCAGCAGCGCCAGCCUCCUCAGCGCCGCCACCGAUGACGACCCCCUGUAUCAAACGUGCCUCUAUCAGUCAGAUGGAAACAUAGACUCUGAAAAAACAGGCAAGGAACAGCAACCCCCAAAGAGGCAGCAGCGUCUCCGACCGACCAGCGAAUUCUUUUCGACAGCCAAGACCCACCUGACCCGCAGCGCCAGCACUCGCAGCUACGUGAAGGAGUCCUCCUCCUCCUCGGGGGACAAGCAGGGACCGCUGAGGAGGAAACCCAAACAGAAGAGCUUCCGCAGGCGCAUCCUCAAAUUUAUCCCAGGCUUGAACCGACCGCUAGAGGAGGAGGAGAGCAAACUAUGAGCGUCAGACAUGCCUGUUUAGCAAAAAAACAAACCCAAGGACUUCCUAAAGCGCCAAAGACUUAAAACUAAAGUGUGAUUAAGACGCCCCCAAAGAAUAAGGAUGGUAGACCAAAGUCUUUGCUUGAAUGGGUCGAUCAACAAACAUUGGCUACAGUCAGUAGCUGUCAGUGUUUCCGACCUGUAUAUAUAUAUAUGUUUUGUUUAUCUUGUUUCUAAGUUAUUUAUUUAUUUUUACACGUUUUUGUUUAUGUACAAAAGAAGGAGAAGGACAUUGUGUUGGGUUGGUUUUUGUUUGUUUUGUUUUUUUUUGCCUACACACUUUUGGACCCCAGAAUAAGACUGCAGUAACUGUGACUGAACAACAUGUGAUUUUGUAAGAGAUCAGCUCAUUCGUUGAUUCAGGGCCUCCUUUAUUUUUCCACCCAAGUCAACGGUUUCUAAAAAUAAAAAAAUGUGGCAUUUGCA
Messenger RNA from Oryzias latipes (Japanese medaka), 1686 nucleotides. It is a transcript of the gene tamalin, whose product is annotated as trafficking regulator and scaffold protein tamalin. NCBI's taxonomy places the organism in Eukaryota, Metazoa, Chordata, Actinopteri, Beloniformes, Adrianichthyidae. Gene Ontology annotation, molecular function: protein binding. The record is from RefSeq and is a predicted model, not a curated record.